Nicrophorus vespilloides is the source of this 4162-nucleotide messenger RNA. RefSeq names its product dynactin subunit 1 (gene DCTN1-p150). The transcript is spliced from 13 exons. NCBI's taxonomy places the organism in Eukaryota, Metazoa, Arthropoda, Insecta, Coleoptera, Silphidae. Gene Ontology annotation, biological process: establishment of mitotic spindle orientation; nuclear migration. The record is from RefSeq and is a predicted model, not a curated record. Bases 108 to 3941 code for a protein of 1277 amino acids. Gene Ontology annotation, cellular component: kinetochore; axon; microtubule associated complex.
CAAAGUGACAGAUGUCAACUUAGUCAUCUGUAUAAAAUUUUGUUAACUGUAAAUUUAUGUAUUAUUUAUUGGACUGUUUGAAGCUUUAUAAGCUUGAUAAGUAAAUCAUGUCAGAAGCUUUUAAAGUUGGAGAAAGGGUGGAGGUUACGGGGAAGGAGGUCCAGGGAACUGUAGCCUUCAUAGGCUUAACAAAUUUUGCUACUGGAAAGUGGAUAGGUUUAGUUUUGGAUGUACCAAAGGGAAAAAACAAUGGUACAGUUCAGGGGAAACAAUAUUUUAAGUGUGAGGAUAACUUUGGUAUGUUUGUAAGAGCAGUGCAAUUGGCACAUCUUGAUGAACAUGGCAAACCAAUUGAGACACCAACAGAAGAACCAACACCUUCAUCAAAAUUGCGUAGCAGACAGAGUGCUGUCGGUACAAAACCAAAACCCACGACUGUCAGGCGAAAAACGUCACCAACUAAAAGACCAGGAUCUUUGUCAGCUUCAAGCUCUCGUAUUUCAUUGGCAAGCAGCAGACAAUCAUUGGCGAGCAGUCGUCAGUCUUUGGCUGGUAGCAGACAAUCAUUGGCCGGAAGUAGAAGCCAAUUGACUUCGCCCAAUGUCGAUAGACCGGAAGCCUUGGCGGAUAUCGCCCAGAAUCCAAAGAGAGCUUCAUUUGUUGAAACAAAUUUUGUGGAAACUUUGAAGCCGCAGUUUACACCUGGCCAGGCGAUCACUUCCACGACGACUCCAGUCACUACAGUUGAGGAGAAACUCAAUAAUUUGCAGUUUCAACAGGAGCUGGAAAACAGGAGUCAGCAGAUCAAGGAUUUGGGCGAGAAAUUGGAAACGCUGAGGAUCAAAAGGCAGGAUGACAAGGAGAAGAUGAAGGAUUACGAUAAAUUGAAGAUUCAAUUGGAGCAGCUGAUUGAGUUCAAGACGAGGAUCAUGGAAUCUCAGGCUAGUUUGCAGAGGGAUUUACAGAGAGCUAAGCUUGAUGCCAAGGAGGCUAUUGAAGCGCGCGAAGCGCACGCUGAAGAAGUUUCCGAUUUGGCAGAGGCCGUGGAAAUGGCUACGUUGGAUAAAGAAAUGGCAGAGGAGAAGGCGGAGACUUUGCAAUUAGAAUUGGAGGUCUGCAAGGAAAAAUUGGAGGAAGUCACUUUGGAUUUAGAAAUUUUGAAAACUGAGAUGCAGAAUAAGGGAAGCACCAAUACGGCGGAUGGUGCAGUUAUGUCGACGUAUGAAAUUAAACAGUUAGAGCAGCAGAACGCAAGGCUAAGGGAGACUUUGGUGAGGAUGAGGGAUCUGUCGGCUCACGAUAAACACGAGUAUCAGAAGCUGAUGAAAGACAUGGAUCAGAAGAAGUCUGAAGUUGCUGAGUUGGGUCGCACUAAGGAGAAGUUGAGUAGCCGUGUGGAGGAGAUGGAGCAGCAAAUCGCUGAUUUACAAGAGCAAGUGGAUGCUGCGAUGGGUGCUGAAGAGAUGGUUGUCAUUCUCGGAGAGCAAAAGUUAUCUUUGGAAGAGAAGGUUGUGCAGCUGCAAGAGGAAGUUUCCGAACUCGAAGCGUUGCAGGAUAUGAAUGAUCAAUUGGUUGAGAGCAAUGCUGAGCUCGAGAUGGAUUUGAGGGAAGAACUGGAUAUGGCGCAUUCGGCGUAUAGAGAGUCUUUGAGAGAGAAAGAAGCGGCGAUGGAAACUAUUGCCGAUCGUGAAGCAACUAUAAAUAAGUUUAGAGAAUUGGUGCAGAAGCUCCAAGACCAAUCGUUAGAUUUACAGCAUAGAUUGGAGAAGGAGUCCAGUAAGCCGGUUUCGGCGCUUCCAGAAAUUCUGGAUUUCAAGAAGAUGUUCACCGAGACCAAAGCGCAUACUAAGGCUAUUGAUCUUGAGUUAAGACGUGUCGAUGUUCAGCAGCUACAACAGCACAUAAAAUACUUGACGGCUUUCAUGCCUGAUACUUUCAUGAAUCGCGGCGGAGAUCAUGACGCGGUUCUGAUUUUGCUUCUUGUGCCACGGUUGGUUUAUAAGACGGAGCUAUUGAUCUCUCAGAUAAGAGACAAGUUUCCGGCCGUCGAGAAAAUUGAUACAGCAGCUGUGUUCAAAGGACACGCCGUCGAACAGUUCGCUUUCAGAUGCCGACUUUCCUACCACAUUUUUGCACUACAAACUAUAUUGCAUCAAUAUUACUAUGCAUUGAACUCUUGCAAACCGGAGGCUCUACUAAAAGUAGGAGGUACAUAUCCAGAAAUGGGGGCUCAAGAAAAGGUUAUCGAUGGUUUCGUUGAGUUGGUGAAACGUGAUCAAUUAGAUGAGAACGUGCCAACUGAAAUUCUAGAGAAAUGCGUUGGUUAUUUUAAUACCAUGUAUCCCGUGUUACUUAGUACAGAGAAUAAGCUUAACCAUACUCAACUUCUGAAUGAUACAGUCAAAAUGUUGGUAGCUGCUUGCGACGGUAUCAAUAAUGAUGCGCUCGUCAUUCGUACUCUUAUUGAGACCUCCAACGUUGGUGAUAUUGGUUUGCUGGCUCAAUACGUAAUCACCACCAUGGAACAAGUUCAACAACAAUUAAAACUUGUUAAGAGACGCAUCCCUCCUGAUACAAACGUUAGCAAUUUAGGUUUGAACAAGGAGGUUUUCGAAAAUAUUUACCAAUGUUAUCAGCAAGCCGGGAAAAUUAUGAAGACGCUCCAAGAUAUCGUCAAAGUUUCAGUUCAAACCAUUUCCACGAGUGGCGAUUCUGACAAGGGCUUGUCUCAAGAUAAAAUUAAAGACAUUGCUAUAAACGCCAGCGACAAGGUGUACGAGCAAGACGAUUUAGGUCCAGUCCAAAGCAUCAAAAAUUCAAUCGCUUUCAUCCUGAUGCAAAUCACUCAGUUGGCGCAGUUCUUGCAGGAUAACGAAUACGAGAUCAACACUGCAAACAAAAACGAAGAAAAACCUAGUCCACCUGUGAUGGUUCGAGCACAAACCGUGAAAAAGGAAUUGGAACAGACGAAAACUUUAACCAGUAAAUUGGAAAACAAAGAAUCCGAUAUUAAGGAGUUAAAGAAGACUAUCAAAGAGAAGCAAGAGCAGUUAUCUGAGAUGACUAUCAGGAAAGAAUUGGCGGAGAAGAAGUUGGGUAAUGUGAACAAGGAUUACGAGUUGACCAUAGAGAAACUGCAGAGGAAGCUGGAUGAGGCUCGUAAUAGUUUGAAAAAGAACGAGAAGGAGUUUGAGGAAACCAUGGAUCAUUUGCAAGCGGAUAUCGAUUCGUUGGAGAACGAAAGAUCCGAAUUGAAAGAGCGUCUGAAGCAUGUUAACAAGAAGGGCUACAGCGAUCCAUCCAAAUCCGUUUCAGCAUCGCAAAUGCCAUCGCUUCAAUCGAGUGGACCGAGUUUACCGGCCGUUGUUAAGGAUUCUCCGCUUCUUCUCCACGAGAUCGAUAAUCUGAGGAAGCUGUUCAAUAAUGAGAGGAACGAAAGGAUGCGUUUAGAAGGUGAUGAGAUGAAGAAGAUUAUGGAUGGAAUGAAGCCAUUGCCUACGUUCAAGAACACGCACGAUCCCAUCUUGGAUGCUUUGCAUAAAGAAGGAGCAGCUUUGAAACAAGAAAUACUAAUGAAUCUGGCCAAGCCUAGAUUCCCGCCAAUUUACAAAGUACAACCUGGUAAUGGACCUGCCGCAUGGCAGAAGCACUUUGCCGAAGAACGGGAUAGGAUGAUGGCUUUGAAGAGACGCGCCGAUGAUUUCCAGAGCAAGGUUACGGCGGAAGCAGUUAGGAGGAAGUUCGGUGGAUCAAUUGAAACGGAUUUCACCAUUUUCCCAACCAUCGAAAUGACUAAGGCAUUGAAAGAGACUUCUUCGACGAACAUCGGCUACGUUAAGGUUCCCAAGCAAUACUUGGUGGCCGGACAGAAGCCGGGCAUCGUGAAUUUGGAGCUGGACUUCCAAAACUUGCAAAAGAUUCUGCUUAGUUUAGCUUGCUAAAAUCUUCACCAAACUAUAUAUACUUAUAUUGUGAUAUAAACCUUUAGAGAAUAUUACCCGCUACUUAUAUACUAAUUACAUGUUUUUUUUCUAUCGCUUGUCGCUUGAAAUGUAUAUCUAUUUAUUCGAGAUAAUUCAUUUUCUUUUUAUAAUGAGAUACAUACUUACUAAUUAUUCCAUCAAUAAGAAUAAGUAAUAAAAGUAAUCAAAUUACGAACAAA